This is a messenger RNA of Perkinsus marinus ATCC 50983, 1284 nucleotides long. RefSeq names its product histone deacetylase, putative. The transcript has 12 exons. Bases 1 to 1284 code for a protein of 427 amino acids. Lineage: Eukaryota; Perkinsozoa; Perkinsida; Perkinsidae. Gene Ontology annotation, molecular function: histone deacetylase activity. The record is from RefSeq and is a predicted model, not a curated record.
AUGUCCACACUGAUAGACGGCUCGAAGCGGCCUAAGGAUGGAGUUAGUCUAUUAUUCGAUGAGUCGUUGGAGAUGUAUUCGUUGGGCUCGUCACAUCCGAUGAAGACCUGUCGAGCGGCAAUGGUGGUGGACAUCUUACGGAGCACCAACUGUCCCGUCAAUGUCGUUGAAGAUUCUCGUGAUAAGGAGAUGAAGGAUGAGGAUCAGAUCAGUGGUCGGCUCGAUCAUGGCGUUAUGUCCUAUUUCCAUUCAAGUGAUUAUCUAGAGACUGUCCGUCAAGUCGGCCUGUACCGAGCCACUGGGGGUAUUGGUUACCUCACCACGCCUGAGGCGAGUCAGCGGAUACUCUCAAAGUACAAUAUUUCGGUGGACGCUGGCAGGCCCACAGUGGGAGAUCGUCAGGGAGGGCAUGAAGGAGACUGUCCGGGUUUCAGUAACAUGUAUGAGUUCUGUAACCUCUAUACCACAUUGACGGUAUCGGCAGCACGUCGAUUGGCGGAGGGGAAAGAUCGUAUUUGCCUCAACUUUCAUGGAGGAAUGCAUCACGCCAAACAGAGCGCAGCCUCGGGCUUCUGCUACGUCAAUGACUGCGUUGUGGGGAUUAUAGAGCUGCUACGUCAAGGCUUCAAACGUGUAGUUUACAUCGAUGUGGACAUCCACCAUGGGGACGGUGUGGAGGAGGCCUUUUUCACAACGGAUAAGGUCUUAACGAUAUCUUUCCACAAGUACGGUAACGGCUUCUUCCCGUCUACAGGGGCGAUAAACGACAUUGGUCUUGGUAGUGGCCGAGGGCAUGCUAUUAACGUACCACUCCAUGAAGGAAUCGGGGAUGCAACGUAUAUUGAGGUAUUCAAGAGAGUUAUUGAUGCCGCUUUUGAGAAGUUCAAACCCGAGGCUAUCGUGUCUCAGAUGGGUGCGGACUCCUUGGCUGGCGAUCGACUCGGCUGCUUUAAUCUAUCGCAUGUUGGUCACUCAGAGACGGUGAUGCAUCUCGCGUCCUAUGGAUUACCAAUGAUCGUGCUCGGUGGAGGAGGGUAUACUCUCCGUAACGUACCGAGAUGCUGGGCUUAUGAGACGUGUAAACUGGCUGGGGUUGACCCACCUAGUGAGCUACCAGAGGAUUCCCAGUACGCCCACUUCUACAAGAUGUCUGACCAUGAUCCUCUCACUCUUGAUGUACGGAUAAGCAACAUGCUGGAUCGGAACACCCCUACGCAACUGCACAGUGUUGUUGAGACCAUUACUGAGAACUGCCGUGAAUACCUCGGCCGUUCGCCUCUGUAG